AUGGAUAGGGAUAAUGGGUUACACUAGUAGACAUUUCCACAACCAUAUUCUUCUCAUCUUUCUUUCUCAGAUUCUCUCUUUGUUAGUGUCUCCAUGAAUUCUACUUCUUCUUCAAGAAUUUAAUUGAGUUUUAAAUUACUAAAAAACACCUUAAAAUAAUAUUUUAAAGACUUCCCACAUGUGUUUCUUGGUUAAUUAACAAGAAUUUAAGUUGUAGUAACUGAUUAAAGACUUAGAUUUUCUUGUCAGAUUCUUUGUUAAGGGUUGUUGAUUUAGUAACUGAAUUUCAAAUCUUGGUUGGUUUCAAAUCUUUAAAUUUUUUAAAUUUUUGUUGCUGGAUAAGAUAGCAUCUUUUUUUCUUUGAUUCCACUUCUGUUCUUCUUCAUCAAAGUUUGAGUUUUUAUUUUUGACCCUGAAUUUAGUAUUAUUUAGUAAAGUACCCAUCUUUGGUUAAAUUCUUGGAUGAAUUUGCUCCAUGUAUUUGGAUUUGGUUUAAAGGUGGGGCAUUUAAUUUGGCUGCUAUGUUGCUGGAUUGUGUCAGUAAUUUCAAUGAACUGGUUCAUUAAUGGUGAAAUUGUGGAGACCAAGUCUGGUUUCCUUGGCGAUGGUGGCUGUUGUAGCAGCAAAAUAUGGGUUAAAUUAUGGGAGAAGAUCACAGGAAAUAGUUGCAAGAUGCAGCAUCCGUACUACUUGUAUCUUGGUUCUAAGAGAGUUAGAAAAACAUGGUGGAGGAAGAUUUUAUGGGCAUGGAUUAUUGGCUGGACUUUGUUCUCUGUAUGGCUCUUUUGGUAUAUGAGUUCACAAGCUACUGAGAAAAGAAGAGAAAAUCUUGCUAGUAUGUGUGAUGAGAGGGCUAGGAUGUUGCAGGAUCAGUUUAAUGUUAGUAUGAACCAUGUUCAAGCUAUGGCCAUUUUGAUCUCGACUUUUCACCAUGGCAAAAACCCUUCUGCUAUUGAUCAGUGGACUUUUGCGAGGUACACGGAAAGAACUGCUUUCGAGAGGCCUCUCACAAGUGGCGUGGCGUAUGCUGUAAGGGUGCUUCAUUCUGAAAGGGAGGAAUUUGAGAGACAACAAGGCUGGACUAUUAAGAAGAUGGAUACACUUGAAAAAAAUCCAGUUCAGAAGGAUGACUAUAUUCCGGAAUUGUUGGAGCCAUCCCCGAUUCAAGAAGAAUAUGCCCCUGUGAUCUUUGCGCAAGAUACCGUUUCGCACGUGGUUUCUAUUGAUAUGCUGUCUGGAAAAGAAGACUCUGAAAAUGUCUUGCGUGCUAGGGAAACAGGAACAGGAGUUUUGACUGCUCCAUUUAGACUGCUCAAAUCUAGUCGCCUUGGUGUUAUUUUGACAUUUGCUGUCUACAAGAGAGAUCUUCCUUCAAAUGCGACACCAAAUGAGAGGAUCCAAGCAACUGAUGGGUAUUUAGGAGGAAUCUUUGAUAUUGAAUCACUUGUGGAAAAGCUACUUCAUCAGCUUGCAAGCAAACAAACAAUCCUAGUGGAUGUUUAUGAUACUACUAAUGAGUCUCAUCCAAUCAGCAUGUAUGGUUCAAAUGUCACCGAUGAUGCGUUGCGACAUGUUAGCUCCCUUAGUUUUGGCGAUCCUCAUAGAAAGCAUGAGAUGCAUUGUAGGUUCAAACAAAAAGCCCCAUGGCCAUUGUUAGCAACAGGAAUAUCAUUUGGCGUCUUUGUGAUUGCUUGUCUUGUGGGACAUAUAUUUCAUGCAACUGUAAAUAGGAUUGCCAAAGUUGAAGAUGAUUAUGAUGAGAUGACGGUGCUUAAAAAACGAGCUGAGGCUGCUGAUAUUGCAAAAUCCCAGUUUCUUGCUACGGUUUCGCACGAGAUAAGAACCCCAAUGAAUGGUGUUCUAGGAAUGUUACAUAUGCUUAUGGACACUGAUUUAGAUGUAACACAACAAGAUUAUGUCAGAACUGCACAAGCCAGUGGAAAGGCUUUGGUCUCACUAAUCAACGAGGUGUUAGAUCAAGCAAAAAUUGAAUCUGGUAAACUUGAGCUUGAUGAUGUACAAUUUAAUCUGCGGGCAAUUUUGGAUGAUGUAAUCUCACUUUUUUCUGACAAGUCUCGAGAUAAAGGUGUAGAGUCAGCAGUUUACAUAUCCGAUAGUGUUCCUGAGUUCCUCAUUGGUGAUCCUGGAAGAUUUCGUCAAAUCAUAAUUAAUCUCAUGGGGAAUUCCAUAAAAUUUACUCAUCAGGGACAUGUCUUUGUCACUGUCCAUCUUGUGGAGGAGGUGAUCGACUCCAUAGAUGUAGAGACAGGACCAUCAGCAAGGAACACUCUGAGUGGUUUCCCCGUAGCAGAUCGGCGCUGCAGCUGGGCAGGAUUUAGGACAUUCAACCAAGAAGGUUCUAAUCGUGCUCUCGUGCCAUUCUCCUCUGAACAUAUCAAUCUAAUCGUGUCAGUCGAGGAUACAGGAGAAGGGAUCCCUCUCGAAGCUCAACCUCGCAUUUUCACUCCAUUUAUGCAGGUUGGUCCGUCAACAUCCAGAAAAUAUGGAGGCACGGGUAUUGGCCUGAGUAUAAGCAAGUGUUUAGUUGGCCUCAUGAAUGGAGAAAUCGGGUUUGUAAGCAUACCCAAGACUGGGACCACCUUUACAUUCACUGCUGUUUUUGCCAGUGGCUGCUCCAAUGCAAUCGAGCACAAAGGCCCAAAAAUCAGCACUCAGUCUAACACUGUCUUCUCAGAAUUUCGAGGCAUGACAGCAUUGAUUGUGGAUCGCAGGCCUGUCAGGGCGACUGUUUCACGAUAUCAUGUUCAGCGGCUUGGAAUCCACGUUGAAGUGGCUUCUGACUUGCACCAAGCUUUAUCUAGCAUAAACAGUGGGAACGUGGUAAUCAACCUGGUUCUUAUUGAACAGGAAGUUUGGGAUACAGAUUCUAGCGUUUCUUCUCUCUUUAUGAAUGAUAUAAGAAAAAUUGAUCGCGGCGUUUCUCCAAAAUUGUUCCUUCUAACUAAUUCAACCAACUCGCCGAGCAACAACACCGCAACUUGUGCUGUUUAUACCCCGAGUGUCAUCAUGAAGCCCCUGAGGGCAAGCAUGCUGGCUGCAUCAUUGCAGCGAGCAAUGGGUGUUGGGAACAAGGGGAAUCCGCGGAAUGGGGAAGAACUCAGCAACCUUCUUCUCGGAAGAAAGAUUCUCAUUAUAGACGACAACUACGUCAACCUUAAAGUAGCUGCUGGUGCUUUGAAAAAAUAUGGAGCUGAUGUGGUUUGUGCAGAUAGUGGAGAAAAGGCAAUCCAGUUGCUUACUCCACCACACCAGUUCGAUGCAUGUUUCAUGGACAUUCAGAUGCCGGAAAUGGACGGGUUUGAAGCUACAAGGAGAAUUCGUGAUAAAGAAAGCAAGUUGAAGAACUGUCCUAACAGCGGAGAAAAGCCAGGUGGAGCCUCGGAAAUUUCUCAAAAUUGGCAUGUACCCAUUUUAGCAAUGACAGCAGAUGUGAUCCAAGCUACACACGAAGAAUGUGCAAAAUACGGAAUGGAUGGAUAUGUUUCAAAACCAUUUGAAGCUGAGCAGUUGUAUAGAGAAGUCUCACGUUUCUUCCAAUCCGCUUCCGAUGUCAUUUUAUAGAUUCAACGCAUACUCUUAACCUCAGCACACGAGCAGCUAUUCUCGGGGACGCUCUGGGGUAUGCGUGAAUAUGUCAGUAGAGUUUCUCCCAAGUGAAAACAUUUGUUGCAGAGAGUGUAUAUAUAGAAGCCAUGAUUGAGUGCACAGUGAAGAUGAAGCCGGUUCCGAUUUUCGAUUGUAAAGUUGGUAUCAUUAGCUAGCAGCUCGUUAGGGACAAAUAUGUAGGAUUUAGGACUCGAAUCGAUUCGAAUUGGAUAGAUUGAUAUACCACUUUCAGAAAAAAGAUGAGAAAUGUGUCUCUUCUUUUUCUUCUUGUAGAAUAAUAAAAAUUGAUGAUGAUCCAUGAAAGAUGUCUGUUUUCUUUCAAAGGAUCAGUUUGUAUGAUAAAUUAGAUAGAGGCUCAGUUUGUAUGAUAAAUUAGAUAGAGGCUCAGUUUGUAAGUAAGUAAGAACGAAAGGAAGCGUUUCAAUCCAUCAAUGUAUAAUGUCUCUAGUUCUGUACUGUAA
Messenger RNA from Mercurialis annua (annual mercury), 4088 nucleotides. RefSeq names its product histidine kinase 3. Gene Ontology annotation, molecular function: phosphorelay sensor kinase activity. Gene Ontology annotation, biological process: phosphorelay signal transduction system; phosphorylation. Lineage: Eukaryota; Viridiplantae; Streptophyta; Magnoliopsida; Malpighiales; Euphorbiaceae. The coding region runs from base 463 to 3582 and encodes 1039 amino acids. The transcript is spliced from 11 exons. The record is from RefSeq and is a predicted model, not a curated record.